UGGACAUCAGACAUCAGGUGGACCCGUGUUUCAUUUCGAGCUUUUGAUAUUCUACUCAUAUUAUUGGUGUGGUAGUCUGGUAGCUUUUCAUUCCACGCGUGUUCAACAUGGACAUUCUCAAAAUCUUCUCCCAUCUCCUCUUCUUUAUCUUCUUCUUCUUCUGCUCCUACUUACACACUACAACAAGCACAGAUACAUGCAUAAGAGCCGCGUGUCGCAGCACCAAGCCAGAGAUUCGAUUCCCUUUCCGGAUUGAAGGCCGGCAGUCUAAGUCUUGUGGCUAUCCAGGUUUUGAUUUAUCUUGUGAUAGCUCAAACCAGACGAUACUCGAGCUGCCUUACUCGGGAAAAUUCAGUGUCCAAGGGAUAGACUAUGCUGCACAAGAAAUUUGGAUCAAUGAUCCCAACAACUGCCUUCCUCAAAGAAUACUUUGGCUUAACCUUUCUGGUUCUCCAUUUAAUGUUGUUAAUUAUCAAAAUUUUACGUUCUUCAAUUGCUCGUUAGACUAUUUGAAGUAUGGAUUCAAUCCAAUUGCUUGCCUUAGUGGUGGUAACUACACGGUUUUUGCUACUUCGUCAACAAAAGUUGUCAGUUCUUUGUCAUCGUCCUGCCAACGAGUUACAACCGUUGCAGUUCCUGUUGAGUGGGCUUCCCAUGAUCAAAUAUUGAAAUCAGACCUCAGCAACAAUCUCCGGUUAACGUGGGACAAACCCAAGUGCCGGAAAUGUGAGUCACGGGGCGGCGAAUGUAGGCUAAAGGCCAAUUCUACUCGUCAAACUAUUUGUUCAAAUGCUCCCGGACGAGGUAUUACAAGGAGUGUUCGCUAUGCAAUCACAGUUGGUGCCGGAGUGCCAACUCUGUUGUGUAUCUUAGGGCUAUUAUGCUUCGUCUGUGGCAAGGUCCAGUCUUGUACUGUAAGACGCAACUCAAUCCCGGAGCUCAACGCAACGGUCGCUCCACAGCCCACCAUUGAGGAUGGCCUGGAUGGCCCAACUAUAGAAUCGUACCCGAAAAUAGUGAUUGGUGAGAGCAGGCGCCUGCCCAAGCCCGAUGACAACACUUGCCCGAUAUGCUUGUGUGAAUACUGGCCCAAGGAGACCCUCAGGAGCAUACCCCAAUGCCAACAUUGUUUCCAUGCUGAUUGCAUUGACGAAUGGCUUCGGUUGAAUGCUACCUGCCCCAUUUGCAGGAAUUCCCCAGAAAGGCCGUCUUCGCCAGUUCAGGAUUCAUGAUUUAUCCAUCUUGCUAUUGUCAGAAUCCUUCAAUUGUUUCUGCUUCUAAGGGCUAAAAUUGUAGAUAACUUUUUUUUUGGUUCCAAAUUGUAGUUUAGUGUCUUGCAGUUCUGACUC
This is a messenger RNA of Theobroma cacao (cacao), 1349 nucleotides long. RefSeq names its product RING/U-box superfamily protein. NCBI's taxonomy places the organism in Eukaryota, Viridiplantae, Streptophyta, Magnoliopsida, Malvales, Malvaceae. Gene Ontology annotation, molecular function: polysaccharide binding. The record is from RefSeq and is a predicted model, not a curated record.